Molecule: messenger RNA, 1468 nt
Organism: Neolamprologus brichardi
Lineage: Eukaryota; Metazoa; Chordata; Actinopteri; Cichliformes; Cichlidae
Gene: fbp2
Product: fructose-1,6-bisphosphatase 2
Biological process (GO): gluconeogenesis; sucrose biosynthetic process; fructose 6-phosphate metabolic process
Cellular component (GO): cytoplasm; cytosol
Molecular function (GO): fructose 1,6-bisphosphate 1-phosphatase activity
Source: RefSeq, a predicted model, not a curated record
GAGGCUCAUAAUGAGGAGGCUCAGUCGUAGCUCGCCGCCCAGCAGGAAGGACAGAAGAUGUCGGACCAGUCGGCGUUUGAGACGGACGUAUGGACCCUGACCCGGUUUGUCAUCGAGACGGGGCGCCAGGCGAAAGGGGCGACGGGUGAGCUGACCCAGCUCAUCAACGCCAUGCUGACGGCCAUCAAAGCCAUUUCAUCUGCUGUGCGUAAGGCAGGCUUGGCCCACCUGCAGGGUCUGGCGGGCGCUGUGAACGUGACGGGGGACGACGUGAAGAAGCUGGACGUGCUGUCGAACGACCUGGUCAUCAACAUGCUGCAGGCCUCCUACAGCACCUGCUGCAUGGUGUCUGAGGAGAACAAGGAGCUCAUCGUCACCCCCCAGGAGAAGAGGGGGAAGUACGUGGUCUGCUUCGACCCUCUGGACGGCUCCAGUAACAUCGACUGCUUGGCGUCCAUCGGCACCAUAUUCGCCAUCUACAAACGUACCUCAGAGGGGGAGCCCACCGAGAAAGACGCCCUGCAGCAGGGCAACAACAUCGUGUGCGCCGGCUACGCCCUCUAUGGCAGCGCCACCCUGGUGGCCUUCAGCACGGGCGCCGGGGUCAACUUCUUCACACUCGAUCCUGCCGUCGGCGAGUUCAUCCUGACUGAAAGGAACGUGAGGAUCAAGCCCAAGGGGAAGAUCUACAGUCUGAACGAGGGCUACGCCAAGUACUUCCACCCCUCCAUCAAUGAAUACCUCAAACACAAGAAGUACCCCGAGGACGGCAGUUCGCCCUACGGAGCGCGAUACGUGGGCUCGAUGGUCUCAGACAUUCACCGCACCAUCGCUUACGGAGGGAUCUUCAUGUAUCCGGCCAAUGAGAAGAGCCCAAAGGGAAAGCUGCGGCUGCUUUACGAGUGCAACCCCAUCGCCUUCAUCAUCGAGCAGGCCGGUGGCCUCGCCACCACGGGCACGCAGAGGAUACUGGACGUUCAGCCUGAAUCGCUCCACCAGCGGGUGCCCUUUGUCGUCGGCUCCCCUGAUGACGUCAACGAGUACCUGUCCUUCGUCAAGAAGUUCUCAUAAAGCUGCGGGAGCUUCGACUGGCUGAAGAUUCUUAAAAUGUGGUUUUCUCACAGUCGUGACCUGAUGUUGUUUCUGCUUUAACAGCUAAAUAUUCAGCUUAACCUUAAAUAGAUUUAUAUUUCUUUCUGUUUUUAUGCAGCAUAUAUGACCCAACACAGGCACAUUCAUAAAUUAUGUCACAGUUAAUGACACCAGAAAUAAUUCAGGUAUCAGUCUGUGUUUUUGACUCUUUUUUUUUUUUUAGCAAAAAUCUGACUGUUGCCAUGUGCUCAGAGGGACUUGUGAUUUUAGGGUUUCCUCUGCAUGAUCGCAGGGCCUUUAGCUUCCAGCAUCCUCCAGCUGCAGAGGCCGCUGUGGCUAUUUAGUGCUAAAUAAAUUAAAGAUAUUUGAAUUCUCA